AUGCAAUCAGAUUCGUCUCCACAGUUGAAGCACUCCUGGGAGGCCGAUACCCCUACCGACGACAACACGGUUCCCUCCACAAUUCCCACCACUUCGAGCGAGACCCCAAAUUCGGAAGACUACCUCGUCGAGCUGGUCAACGUGUGGUCAUCCUGCAAUCUCAAAAUCAAACGCGAGUAUGCGAAAGCUCAGACGGACCACAGACGCUUGUCAAGCCACCGGAAAGUCUACCGCCGCCUCGCGAGAGCAGCCCACGAGUACCAAGAUGCGGAGGAGGGCAGCAUGGACCGUGAGUUCGAGGCUUCCCCCCACGACGGCGAGGAUGAGGAUGGCCUAGCUGCUAGAGAAGGAGAAGGAGACAGCACCAACGCUUCUGACGACACUCCCGUAAAUCUCGACGCGCCAGGUGCUGAAGCAUCUAAUCCACCCACCAAGAACGCCAACACCCCAACCUCUCCGAACCCAACGCCUCUCGACAGCAACAACGACCUCCCCCCUACCCUCUCCUCCACCAUUCCCCUCGCUACAGCCCAACGCCUCCGCCUCCGCGCCACCCACCUCCUCGGCCCCCCCAGCUACCUGGCCCUCGCCCGCGACGAACUGCGCUGCCUGACCGGCAAGCCCCCGCUCUUCCCAUCCCUGCUUUACCCGACCCUCGACGCCCACAGCAUAACAGGCACAGCAGACGUGAUACCCUCCUCCGCGGCACGCACACGGGCGUCCACGUCGCGCAACACUGAUCAUGGCGCCGUGCGCAAAGUCCCGAGGAGAAAAUGCUGCAGCGGCGGCCGCGGCGGCGCCCACGGAACGAAGGUGGUCUCCGGUCUCGGCCGCGGUAUUCGGCGCGCGGGACUGGGCUUGCUGCUAAGCUGCGGCGGAAGGCAGCGUGGACGGUAG
Cyphellophora europaea CBS 101466 is the source of this 897-nucleotide messenger RNA. RefSeq lists its product as uncharacterized. NCBI's taxonomy places the organism in Eukaryota, Fungi, Ascomycota, Eurotiomycetes, Chaetothyriales, Cyphellophoraceae. The record is from RefSeq and is a predicted model, not a curated record. Bases 1 to 897 code for a protein of 298 amino acids. The transcript has a single exon.